Messenger RNA from Poecilia latipinna (sailfin molly), 1375 nucleotides. RefSeq lists its product as uncharacterized. The record is from RefSeq and is a predicted model, not a curated record. The coding region runs from base 62 to 910 and encodes 282 amino acids. NCBI's taxonomy places the organism in Eukaryota, Metazoa, Chordata, Actinopteri, Cyprinodontiformes, Poeciliidae. The transcript has 2 exons.
UUUAGUUUGGGUGUUCUAACAUCUCUGUACGCCGAGCAGCAAUGGGGACUCCAUAUGCCAGAUGGAUCUUCUACUGCGCUGUGACUGCAGUAUCAAUCUGUGGUGGAAACUGAUGAACAGAACCGCUUAUGAGGGACAUGCUGUGAACUGCUACGUAUGUGCGCAGCUGCCGGUUUCCAUACACAACUCAGAUCUCCGACCAGGGACGGUGCCCUGGAACUUGUGUAACAGAGUUUACACCUACUGCGAACCGACACAGGAUUUCAUCACCUGCACAGCCUGCAGGGGUCAAAAGAUGACUCCACACUGCAAAGUCUGGAAGGACAACCCAGACUGUGACAACCUGCUUCAGGAGAGGAGUUUCAACAUCACGCAUAAGACAAAGAGGAGACAAGUGACAACACUGUGCAGCGCCAUAGUGCCAGGAGAUUAUGGCUCACGGAUGUUGGCAGACUGGUACUUCAUAUGCGGGAAUGAAGCGUACAUGUUCUUGCCGAAAAAUUGGGGAGGACUGUGUGCUGUGGUACCUCUAAUCAACCCGAUUGCGUUCAUCAGGAAAGCACAAAAUGAUCUACACACCCGCUCCAAACGAACAGUUAUGUCAGAGGUCAAAAGAUGGGGAGGCCUCACAACACAUACUGGAGUUCCAUGGGAAUUCAGGAUUUGGAACGGCGGAGAAAAAAUUAUGCAAAGUCUUUUUCCGUGGGUCGGGAUAGGUGAGAUUCGGGACCACGUUGAGAUAAACAGGUACGGAUUACUGCGACUAAUCAACAUCACAUACCAGCUGGCCAAUGGCACCAUGAAAGAACUGACUGAACUGAGAAACAUGGUUAUGCAAAACCGUGUUGUCCUGGACUUUCUCACUGCCCCUCAGGGAGGGGUCUGCAAAAUCAUUGGCCCAACGUGCUGAACUUUUGUGCUUGAUGAAACAGGAACUGGAAGAACUUAAACAUUACAUAGAAAGUGGAACACAAGGAUCAUCUCCUUUUGAUUUUCUUUCUUGGCUCACUUCCAGACCAUGGUGGAAUUUACUGGUGAAGCUUGAAACACCUAUUCUGGGUGUUUUGAUUCUUUUUUGCCUGUUCACAAGUUGCAUUUUUCCAUGCCUUCGAAAUAUGAUGUGUAAAACAAUUAACGCUGCUGUGGUCAGCUAUCAGCUGGUGAAAAUAACCCAUGACACAAAUAAAGACGACUUGUUUUCUGAUGAUGAAGUUCUGUAAUCAAUAAACAGAUGAAUUCAUUUGCUGAAUGACUCCUACACCAAGAUGUGAAAACAAGUGGUUUUAGAGAUGAGAAAACUGCAUUUGAUUUUUUGCUGUUUCUUUUAUUUUUCAUUUAUUGCAUUAUAUUCCAUUUAUUUAUUGUGUAUUUUCUG